Etheostoma cragini (Arkansas darter) is the source of this 2829-nucleotide messenger RNA. Its product is annotated as tripartite motif-containing protein 16. NCBI's taxonomy places the organism in Eukaryota, Metazoa, Chordata, Actinopteri, Perciformes, Percidae. Gene Ontology annotation, molecular function: protein binding; zinc ion binding. The record is from RefSeq and is a predicted model, not a curated record.
CCUACCGUUUCUCCGUCCCUCGGCAGUGCGUAAAAGCCAAACCGGACCCUUCCCUUACCAUCUCCAAAACGGACAGCUCUCCAACCCCGGCCGAAACAGAGACUCCGGGGCACAAACACUACUUUCUCUCCUGUAUGACAGUUUUUAAAGCGAGGAGCAGCAAAGCAUCAUGGAUGUGUUUAAGAGCCGUUUUUUGGGGAUCGCCGUGGCCGUUGCGCACGGCUUUUUCUCCGGCUCCCUGAAUAUUUUGCUCAAGUUUCUCAUCAGUAAUUAUAACUUCAACUUCCUGACGCUCAUCCAGCUGCUGACCAGCAGCACGGCGGCGUUCACCCUGGAGGUGCUGAGGCGGCUGGGGUGGGUCAAAGUCCCGCCGUUCAGCGUGCAGCUAUCCAAGGAGUUCGGCCCAGUUUGUAUCCUCUCCACGCUACAAUCCACUCUCACUCUGUGGUCUCUGCGCGGCCUCAGCUUGCCCAUGUACGUCGUGUUCAAACGCUGCCUGCCGCUCUUCACCCUCAGCAUCGGCAUGUGCGUGCUGAGGAACGGCGUGCCGUCCCCCGGCGUAGUGACCGCUGUCGUCAUCACCACCGGUGGAGCUGCGCUGGCCGGUGCUGGGGAUCUGACCGGCGAUCCCUUCGGUUACGUCACCGGCGUGUUGGCGGUCAUCAUCCACGCAUCUUACCUGGUCGUGAUCCAGAAAACCUGUCAUGACAGCGAGUACGGGGCGCUCACGGCACAGUAUGCCAUCGCCGUCAUGGCAACGCCGGUGCUCCUGGUGUGCUCCAUCAUCUCCCUGGACGCCGUCAACAUGUGGACGUACGAGGGCUGGCAGAACCCGCACAUCACGGUUGUCUUCGUCAUCUGCGUCUUCAUCGGCUGCGCCAUGAACUUCACCACGCUGCACUGCACCUACAUCAACUCGGCCGUCACCACCAGCUUCGUCGGCGUUGUCAAGAGCAUCGCCACCAUCACUGUUGGCAUGCUGGCGUUCAGCGACGUUGCGCCCACGCGCCUCUUCAUCGGCGGCGUCGUGGUCAACACCAUCGGUUCCAUCACCUACUGCAUUGUCAAGUAUUUUGAGACGAAGAAGAAGAGCCUGUACGAGGACUUGGAGGAGGCCGCCAAGGACGGAGCGUUGCCGGGCGAACCGCACACGGAGAAACCACCUCUGGACGGUGAUGGGCCAGCAGCGGGGAUCGGAUCCGACCCCGAACGCCCGGAGAUAGAGGGAACGUUGAUCAGCGACAGGAAGGAGGAUGAGAAGGAAACCUACAGCUGUCCUCGGUGCAGGAAGACUUUCACACCGAGGCCUGUCCUGCUGAAAAGCACCAUGUUAGCAGAUUUAGUGGAGGAGCGGAAGACUGGACUCCAAGCUGCUUCUGCUGUUCACUGCUAUGCUGGAGCUGAAGAUGUGGCCUGUGAUGUCUGCACCGGGAGGAAACUCAAAGCACACAAGUCCUGUCUUGUCUGUCUGGCUUCUUACUGUGAGACACACCUUCAUCCUCAUUAUGAAUCAGAGACAUUCAAGAAACACAAGCUGGUGGAGCCGUCUAUGAAGCUCCAGGAGAACUUCUGCUCUCCUCAUCAUGAGGUGAUGAAGAUGUUCUGCCGUACUGAUCAGCAGCUUAUCUGUACUCUUUGCUUUGUGGAGGAACAUAAAGGCCACGACACAGUCUCAGCUGCAUCAGAGAGAUUUGAGAGGCAGAGAGAGCUCGAGGGGAGUCAACUCAACAUCCAGCAGAGAAUCCAGGACAGAGAGAAAGAUGUGAAGAUGCUUCAACAGCAGGCGGAGGACAUCACUCUCUCUGCUGAUAAAGCAGUCGAGGACAGCGAGAAGAUCUUCACUGAGCUGAUCUGUCUCUUGGAGAAAAGAAGCUCUGAUGUGAAGCAGCAGGUCAGAGCCAGGCAGGAAAGUGAACUGAGUCGAGUCCGAGAGCUUCAGGAGAAGCUGGAGCAGGAGAUCACUGGGCUGAAGAGGAAAGACGCUGAGCUGAAGAAGCUCUCAAACACAGAGGAUCACAACCAGUUUUUUGACAACUACCCCUUACUGGCACCACUCAGCCAAUCAGCAUCCAGCAUUCAGAUCCGUCCUCUGAACUGCUUUGAGGACGUGACAGCGGCCGUGUCAGAGCUCAGAGAUAAACUACAGGAAGUUCUGAGAGAGAAGAGGACAAAUGUCUCACUGACAGGGACUGCAGUGGACGUAUUACUGCCACAAGAAGAACCCAAGACCAGAGCUGGAUUCUUACAAUAUUCAUGUGAAAUCAAACUGGAUCCAAACACAGCAUACACAGAGCUGGUAUUAUCUGAGGGGAACAGGAAAGCAAUGUUAAUGUAUCAACAACAGUCUUAUUCUAGUCACCCAGACAGAUUCACUGACUGGUAUCAGGUCUUGAGUAGAGAGAGUCUGACUGGACGUUGUUACUGGGAGGUGGAAGGAGAAGUUUCUGAAGCAGUCGCAUACAAGAAUAUCAGCAGAGCGGGGGAGUCGUGUGAAUGUGGAUUUGGACUAAAUGACAAAUCUUGGGCGUUAGAAUGUAACAACAACAGAUAUGAAUUUUGGUCCAACAAUGUCCAAACUCCCGUCUCCGGUCCUGGGUCCUCCAGAGUAGGAGUGUACCUGGAUCACAGUGCAGGUAUUCUGUCCUUCUACAGCGUCUCUGAAACUAUGACUCUCCUCCACAGAGUCCAGACCACAUUCACUCAGCCGCUCUAUGCUGGACUAAGAUUCGAUUGGUCUGGAGACUCUGCUGAGUUGUGUAAAGUGAAAUAGGCAGAAGUCACUUAAGAGUUAAAUUAUCAGAUUCUGAGAACUCUUUAUCUUAUUUAGUU